Messenger RNA from Symbiodinium sp. CCMP2456, 1914 nucleotides. The record is from the annotation of a GenBank genome assembly. Lineage: Eukaryota; Dinophyceae; Suessiales; Symbiodiniaceae.
AUGGCGGUCUCCACAUAUCAAAGCUCAUACUGUGGCAUAGACCAAUGGACCGACAUUUUCUAUCAACCAGAGCCAGCGACGGCGUCAGCAAGCAAGGAUGCCGGGACUGCAGCGGCUUCUCUGUCGGAUCUGCCCGCUGGCUUGAGAAGACGCGCCGAGUUCUACCGGAGAGAGUUGAUUCUUCCUGACAAGAGCGCCCGGAGGCGUUCAUUCAGCUCACCUGUGAUGAGCAGGCCAAAACGACUAACACGACCCAUGUGCAAUUCGUACAACCCUUUCACUUCACGGGAGUUGCCGCGGGGCAAGUUCUGCGGAUUCCCGACGCCGAUUACAAGGAUGUUGCCAAAGCCUCCAGACCCUUUGGGCUUCACGUCCCAUGGACUCGUGCCGGAGGUCGCACAUCGAGAGUUUCGCGGCCGAGCAAGCAGCUUCCCGUCUGGAGGGUACCCGGUCAUGGGUGCACCCGUAAUCCACCAAAUCUCACAGACAGAGGAGAUCGGAUCCUCGGCCGUGGCCCGGCCAUUGCGUGAAAGGCUCCCGACCCGCUCAGCGCUCACUCCGGUCUCGGUGCCUCCUGGCAGGGCGGGCGCUCGCCAUGGGCUUCUUCAAGCUAGGCUGGAGAAGGGAAAGUCUCAGGAUGGCAUCGGCGGUCGCCAGGGAGAUCGAAAAGAAGGCGAACCUCUCUUGGAGUCCUCGCAGGCAGAAGGCUCCGAGCGCAAGAAGAGGGAGCCAGAAGGCAUGGGUGCAGCGAAGCCAGUGGCGGAAAGUCGCUCUGGGGCGGCAACGCGGGUCCAGGCUGGGCUUUCCGUGAACGACUUCAUCAGCAAGACGAAGAAUCAGCAGCGUCAGGGUUUGAAGCCCUCUGGGCCGGAGCUCAUAGCGUACGCCCGCUACUUGGGGAUCGACCCUGUCGCGGACCACGAUCUCUUGUGGAUAGCUGUAGAGGCCCUGGAAGCACCGCUUCCUUCCGACUGGACGGAGCAUUUCGACAGCAGUGACAGAGUGUUUUAUUACAAUGCGUCGACAAGAGUUAGCUCGUGGACGCAUCCGCUCGAGCACGUCUACCGAGAAACAUACAAGACCAUCGUGAACCUGCGCAACUCAAACAUGUCGGCGCAGGAACGAACGGAAGCCCUGUCAAAGCUACAGGCAGAGGUCCGACAGAUGGACCAGGAGACUCAGAAGGAGGUAGCAAAGUGGUCUGAACAUCAAGACGAGCAAGGCAACAGGUUCUAUUUCAACAAGGAGGAGAGACAAAGUACCUGGACAGAUCCACGGCCGGCCAAGUGCCAGGUCCUGUAUCUGAAGAUGAAGGCAUUCAGAAUACUGUCGAGUACAGCAGGAACGCCGGGGUUCGUGGAUCCCAGCAAGGAUUCCGCCAGCUCUCGGUAUGGUUCCAUGUUUGGUUCCGACUAUGCCGACACCCAGAUGAAGUCGAAGACGGACAAAAAGCCAUCCAGCGCCGCGAGCGACGAGGUCAUUGAUCUCUCCAGGGACGGACCUGAGGAGAAGACUUCGCCCAGGAUUUCAGAGCACUCUGCACAAAAUGGCAGCGACUCUGACAGCGACGACAGAAAGAAGAAGAAAAAGAAAAAGAAGGACAAGAAGGACAAAAAGAGCAAGAAAAUAAAGGAAGAGAAGCCCGUCCUCUCGCAGUCCGACCUUCCCGGGGCAAGGCCCCCAGCAGCUGCAACCUCAAGCAGCGCAACGGUCCCUGCGUCCAGCUCGGACGACAACGCAGGGUUCGGUGAGCAUAACGAGGGGAUGACCGGCAAGGGCCAUGUGAAGGUGAAGGCGGGCAUCCGCCUGGAACCGUUGGCUGGCGGCUUGAACCAAGGCAGCAGCCCCACUGCCAGCCCCGUGGCCAUGGACCGUCUGGAUGCCCGCGUUGGAGGUCUCCGUGGAGUUCCGUGA